CGAUACUUAGCAGGUUGCAUUGGUCAACGAAUGUCAACGUUGUCAGUUCCUCAACCAUACUGUAAGACAGAUACAAGCCGGAGCAGCAGCAAUGGGUAAGGUCUGUAAUACAUUAACGACAGAGAUAGGAAACGAGAGAAAAAAGACGCACUACGAUAGCUACUUAGGAUGGCGAUGAGUCGCAAAGGAAAGACGUGGGCGGCCGCAUCAGUUGUGGCAAUUUUUGUCAUUUAUAACGUCGGUUUCAGCUCGGUUUUCUUUCGCCACUAUGCCCAGGGAGGGAAGAAAAUCAACGGAAAGAAAAUCUCUAGACCAAAUGGUUCUCUUUUGACCGAAAUACCAGCUCCCACGCCUCUCCCGAUCGAUCUAUCAACUCCCAUGCCGUCUCGUCGCACGGAGCGCCCGACCGCGAAGCCCAGCACAAGCGCUACAAUACUCCCUACUGACGAUCCCAAUGGUGCAGUCGUUAAUAGGAACAAGGAUCGAAUUGAUGAAAGUCCAACGCUUGUCUUACACAUUGGACCACACAAAACCGGUACCUCAACCAUACAGUGCGACCUUUCCCAUUUUCGAGGGGAGCUAUACGCGGAUGCGUCCGUUGCAUACAUAGGCCGUGUAUAUGGACAUUGCAUCAAUCCAAGUGUGGCCUCGGGUCCGGUAUUUGACACCCGGGGAUUGAUCAAUACGUGCUUUAAAUCAUCGCUGUGCACGAAUACAUCGCUUUGGAGAAAUUUGGAAGCUCAGCUGCAUCAUUAUGCUAAUCACAACAAAAGCGUCAUUAUCUCAGACGAGGCUUUUAGUAGAAUGGGGAUCAUAGUUGGUGACAGCGUGGAUAAUCGCAUUGUACUCUACAGGCUUCUGAACAAGUAUUAUCCCGGCCGUGUACGUGUUGUGGUCAUGUAUCGCAGAUACUACGAAUGGAUGCAAAGCAUGUGGAACGAAGGCAACAAACCUCACAAGAACUUUUACGAUCCAGUUAGUCCUUACAAAGAAAAAUUUCAAAAGUGGCCUUCAGAAGGUGGAAAAACAUGCAAAACAUUUUUAGAGUACAUAACCCGCAAGCACAAAAAAGUUGCUAGAGAUAAACUCAAAUGGUCAGAAUACCAAAAACUGGCAGAGAUAGACAAUAUCCACGUUGCGGAAUAUCUUCGGAGAUUGUGGAAAAACCAUUCAAGCAAUGUAGUGAUGCUCAACAUGCAUGAAAUGGAGCACAAAAACGAUGGUGAAGAUAUUACAACCCUUUUGCUUCGAGAGAAUUUGUCGCUUGUGGCAGGAGAUGUGCUACGCAUGGCGAAAGCCAAUGCUAGCUAUGUCGGUCGACCCAAUCCCUCCAAAAAUUUUGACUAUGACAGGCUUGCAGUCAAGGCCCACGAGCGUGGAUUGCUUGUGAAUCAAAGUGCUACUCUCCGCUUCGAAAUUGCUCAAAUAGCUGAGAAGUAUUUGCUACAAAAACUGAACAAGACCAAAGACAGCCUACCGUUUGUGUGCCUAAACCAAACGCAUCUCGAAAGCCUGCUUCAGAAAUCGCUACAAUACGAACGUGAAAUCUAUCCUGACCUGUCGGAAGAAGCUACCAAGCACCACGAGGAGGCCUUCUUUAAAGCGUUCGAACGAAAGAAAUUCUGUAACUUUGAUACCGACAAACUAAUCGAGGACAAUGCAGUGCAAAACUUCUUCACAAAAGAUAUUCCACAGUUGCUGGACAUUCGGUGAAGCUCCGACCGACGAUUCUUCGCUGAUUUCUACCAUUCCCAUCGCUUUCAAAAUUCGUCGAAGCGUGCUUGUCGUUGCCAUUUGGUUUCGCUUGUUUCCGCAUUGCUUUCGGGGACGGGCUGAAGGGGGGGGUGGUCCAGAGGUUUACGAACAACCAUUUCUGAAAGGAUGUUCUCCAUUUUGCAUGCGUACCAGGCGAGCUGGCACAGGUUAUACACCAUCCAAACAGGUUAUAUGGUUUGCCGCAACCCCAGUAUUUGUGGAGUAAGGGUUUAGCUCUGUCUCCAUUCAAGCGGUGGAACAUACCGCAGCAGACCGAACAAUUAUUUUGCCCUUAGAGAAACGACAGCCGGGCCGACGACCACGCACUACUCUUGUAUGUUGACCAAUCGCCAAAUAGAUUUUGGUCUGGAAGGUCACAAGUAUUUUCACGGUAUCUGCAAAUACGAAUGUAUUUUCACUUCCGUUUAUUUUGUUACGCACAUAUUUUUGUACCCACAAUAUUUAGUGGUACAUUAACUUUUUCCCGUCGCGUGUUGCCAAAUGUUGCCACCUGGAAAAUUUAGGAUUUUUUUUUUUUUGGUAGUACUCCACUACUGCUCCACUUAUCACACCCCUCUCAUCACCAAUAACAAUAUUAUAGGAAUAUCUUUAACAAAUAUAAAUUAUUCAU
Molecule: messenger RNA, 2386 nt
Organism: Pseudo-nitzschia multistriata
Lineage: Eukaryota; Bacillariophyta; Bacillariophyceae; Bacillariales; Bacillariaceae
Source: the annotation of a GenBank genome assembly